Chrysoperla carnea is the source of this 1936-nucleotide messenger RNA. Its product is annotated as cuticle collagen sqt-1-like. NCBI's taxonomy places the organism in Eukaryota, Metazoa, Arthropoda, Insecta, Neuroptera, Chrysopidae. The coding region runs from base 188 to 1234 and encodes 348 amino acids. The transcript has 5 exons. The record is from RefSeq and is a predicted model, not a curated record.
CUUGCUGCAAGUAAUACUGUUCACUUUCAUUUUUCAAAUAUCUCGCAUAUAAUAAUACAGUGUUCAAUUUAAUGCGGUAAUAAUAAGUACGUUACACCUGUGCAAUAAGAAAUUUAAAAAAAAACGUGUUUAUUUAAUUUGUUUAAAUUUGUGAGAUAAAUGUGGUUUUUUGGAUUAAUUUAAAACGAUGAAGAUUCAAAAAGAUUUUUAUUACAAUUAUUAUUAUCUUGUAAAUUUAUUUGUAAUAAUAUUUACAAUCGUAACAAUUGGAAAUUGUGAAGAAAAAUGGAAAUGGCAAUCAAAUUCACGACGGUCUGGAGGAAGUGCAGCAGAAUUACGUCAACCUGGAUUCAAGCCACAAUAUGAUUAUUUACAACACCGUCCAGGAGGUCGUCCACAUUAUGAAGUAUCUGAAAUUCAAGAUGGUUUACCAUCUCGCCCAUUCUUAAAACCUCAAGAUUUUCGUCCACCAGCAGAUUAUAGGCCGGACUACGAAGAACAACGUCCACCCUACAAUGAAUAUCCACCAUUGAAUAACAGACCUAAUAGACCGUACAGACCAAAUAGACCACCUGCACGUCCUAAUCCAGCAUUCACAGGUGAUGAAUAUCCACCAAAUAAUGGUGGUGGAACACAAGAUGUUCUUACUGGACCCGUUCCGUCAUGGGAUCAAAAUAAAGAACCAGUUAUCAAGAAUUACGACCGUUGCAAGUGUGCCGCCAAAUUUAAUUGCAAUACACCUGGAAUUUCAUUCGGUCAUUGUGAUGUUGGAAAACAAUACUGCUGUUAUAACAGUAAAGGCGAUGCUCUCGAUGGAAUAGAUAUUCCAAAUCGCCCAAAUCAUCGUCCUCAAAACAACAACGAUCGUGAUCCCGGUAUAUUAGUUGGGCCAGGCGGGCCAACGGGUAUAAUUGGACGACCUCCACAAAAUAACGGACCAAAUGGUAUUAUUGGACGACCUCCUCAAAAUAAUAACCAUCACAACGACUAUCGUCCACCACAUCAAAAUGAAGAUAAUCCGGGUAUCUUAGUUGGACCUGGAGGUCCGACUGGUAUUAUUGGACGUCCACCAAAACAUCAACGUCCAUUACCAUAUCCUGGUGGUCCAAAUACACCAUUACAUUCAGCGGAAAAUGGUAUUUUAGUGGGUCCAGGUGGACCUUUUGAUCAUCACGAACAACAGAAUAAUGGUCCAUAUCAACAACGACCGUAUAGAGAAACAAAAACGAAUUAGUUUUAAAUUCUUAAGUCUAAUAUUUUUUAUUACUAGUCCAAUAAAACGAUCCUUUAAUUCGUAGUAUGAUCUAAGCGACUGAAUUUUUGAUUCAAGUUAUCAGUUUUCUACCCUUUGCAAGUAAAAUUAAAAACCAGUAGUUUCUUCAAACCAGAAAAUUCAAAGUUUCUUUUAGAAUUGCUCGAAAACAGUAACAGUUGGAAAAGGUUUCAAAAAAUAGUUUUAAAAAAACCUAAUAUAAAACUUUUCAUACAUAUUCAAAAAUUUGCAAAAAACCUUUUAGUCUAUUUUAAUUCUAAAUCAUGCCGAAGGUAAAAUAAUUGUUCAGGAUUACACAAAAUGUCGAUUUUAUUUCAAUAGCUUUAUUUUAUUGGACUAUUAUUUAAUGUUUUUGCUAUUAAUUUUAAGUCAUAAUCUAAACGUAAUUUACUCCAGUGGCGGGUAAAUAGAAAAAUUUUAAUUUAUUAUUUGUAAAAUACUUUAUUAAAGCUAGAGGUGACACAGGCGUGAUAAAGAAUUUUAUUCGACUACGAAGAUUUUUCUACAGUGGCUGCCAUUAUAUAAAAUCUUUUGAAAAUUAAAUUCUACGACUUUGUUGAAAUUAUACAGACUAGAAAGGUUCAAUUGUUGUGAAAAAGUUCAUUCAUGGAGACGUUUAUUGAAGAAUGCAAAACCAAUAUAAGUUCAACAUUGACCAAGGAC